Molecule: messenger RNA, 582 nt
Organism: Mangifera indica (mango)
Lineage: Eukaryota; Viridiplantae; Streptophyta; Magnoliopsida; Sapindales; Anacardiaceae
Product: protein PLANT CADMIUM RESISTANCE 11-like
Exons: 4
Coding region: 1-582 (193 amino acids)
Source: RefSeq, a predicted model, not a curated record
AUGUGUUCCUCAAAUUCAAUUGACUUUCAAAAAGAAUCAUCACCAUCACCAACAGCGCCACCAUAUCCACACCCACCACCAGAGCCACUUGCUUCCUAUAAGGCAGCAACUGUUCAACUCAAUGAAACAUAUCAAACAAAAAGUAGUGGUCCGACCGCUCCAAUCUCCAAUCCUCUCGGCCCAAUUCCUUGGUCCAGUGGCCUCUGUGACUGUUGUGAUGAUGUUAGCUCUUGUUGCUUAACAUGCUGGUGUCCUUGUGUUACUUCUGGACGAAUUGCAGAAAUCGUUGAUAGAGGGUCGACCUCAUGUGGAGUGAGUGGAACGCUGUACAGUUUAAUAUUGUGGCUGACUGGUUGCUCGUGCUUGUACUCGGGCUUUUAUCGAUCAAAAUUGAGGGGACAGUACUUCUUGGAGGAGAGGCCUUGCGCAGACUGUUGCGUGCAUUGUUGUUGUGAGGAAUGUGCUUUGUGUCAAGAGUAUAGGGAGCUCAUGCAUCAUGGCUUUGACAUGUCAAUUGGGUGGCAUGGGAACUUGGCAAUGCAGCAAAGAUUAGCUGAACUUGAAGAAUCUAAAAUAGGAUGA